Messenger RNA from Ascochyta rabiei, 2331 nucleotides. Its product is annotated as 6-phosphofructo-2-kinase. Gene Ontology annotation, cellular component: cytosol. Lineage: Eukaryota; Fungi; Ascomycota; Dothideomycetes; Pleosporales; Didymellaceae. Gene Ontology annotation, biological process: fructose metabolic process; fructose 2,6-bisphosphate metabolic process. The coding region runs from base 1 to 2331 and encodes 776 amino acids. Gene Ontology annotation, molecular function: 6-phosphofructo-2-kinase activity; ATP binding. The record is from RefSeq and is a predicted model, not a curated record. The transcript has a single exon.
AUGGCCGAAAUCACACUGCCAAGACAGCAUGCAACGCAGCUACAUCAUCAGCGUCGACGCUCCUCGGUCUCCAGCAACCCAGCAAUCUCGACUCGCCGCACCAGCCCGCACUCCAUUCACGCUCGAAACGUUCUCAUGAGCAGCCUCAGCCAGGACCAGCAACACGCGCCGUCCUCGACCCCAAUCAACGGCAACGCCGACCAAGCCCCGCGCUCCACGCCCGCCCCGCCUACCAUCCCCUCCGCAGGACCCCCAAAGAGCGUGCAGGCCAUCAAGGAACUUGCCGCCCAGCGCGGAGAGCUCAAGCCCCCACCUGCCUCAACCAGCGGCGCUCACCAUCACCACCACACCCAUAACCAUGCGACCACAAAGGAUGGCGUCGGCGUCGCCCUGAGCGACACUCCCGCGCCGUCGCAGCCAGGAAGCCCCAAGGGGUCCGUCCCAGAAGAUCAGUCUGCCGAAGCGCUGCGUACUAACAGACCCAGGGCCCUGACGAGGAACAGCAGCGCUGCCUCGACGCCCCGCAUUCGCCCAACCACGCUCGACAUCCCGGGCCUCACCAAGUCCAAGGUUUCGCCCGACGGCAAGAUUGCCCAGCGGGAUGUCGGCUCCAAGCUCGUCAUCGUCAUGGUCGGCCUGCCCGCGCGUGGCAAGUCGUACAUCACCAAGAAGAUGACAAGAUACCUGAAUUGGCUGCAGCACGACACGAAAAUUUUCAACGUGGGAGAGAAGCGCCGUGUGGCGGCUAGCGGACACGGCUUUCGCCUGUCGCAGCAAAGCCUGGAGAGAGUUCCUUCUGGAGUCAGGAACGCGCUAGAGCAACACAAGGACUCGCUCCCUCAGAUUGCUGCCAACAUUCUCAUCAACGGCGACACGGCAGCCGCGGAUAACGGAGUCGUGACCCCACUGAACCUAAAGGAUUCUCUCCGCGACCCAAACAACUCCGCCGCUGUCGAAGAAACAGAUGUACCCCGCGUGCAAGUUACAUCGCCUGGUCCUCAGGCGUCAACGCAGAAGAACGGCGAGACAAAUGGCGAUCAGCAAGGGAACGGAGAGGAGGGCAUGGACCAAUCGGCUGACUUCUUCGAUCCUAAUAAUCAAAAGGCCGCCCAGAUCCGAGAGCAGUGCGCUAUGGAGACCCUGGACGACCUUCUCGAUUAUAUUCUGAACGGCAACGGCUCUGUGGGCAUCUUCGACGCGACAAACAGCACUCUCGGUCGAAGGAAGCAAAUCAUGGAGAAGAUCCGUGCGCGAGCCGGUCCUGAGCUGAAUGUUCUUUUCGUCGAGAGCGUGUGCCAGGACAAGAGCCUCCUCGAGUCGAAUAUGCGUCUGAAGCUGUCUGGACCCGACUACCAGGACAAAGACCCCUACGCCGCGCUCGAAGACUUCAAGAAGCGUGUUGCUAUCUACGAGAAGGCCUAUGUACCCAUUGGCGACUACGAAGAAGAAAACAACAUGCCCUAUGUCAAAAUGGUCGAUGUAGGCCGCAAAAUGAUCUCGCACCAGAUUAAAGGCUUCCUCGCUGGUCAAGCGGUCUACUAUCUCCUCAACUUCAACCUCGCACCACGCAUGAUUUGGAUUACACGACACGGCGAAUCUCUUGACAACGUCGCCGGCAAAAUUGGCGGCGAUAGCGACCUUUCCGAAAAUGGGCGCAAAUACUCAAAGGCAAUGACACGCUUCAUUGACAAGCAACGUGCCGAAUGGGCCAUUCGUCAAGCUGACAAAAUGGCAAAUACCCACUUCCCUCCCGUUCCGGGCGACCACACUCCACCCAACCCGUACUUCAGUAGCGAUUUCGAACACAACAAUUUCUGCGUCUGGACAUCCAUGUUGAAGCGUAGUGUCCAAUCGGGACAGUACUUUUGCGACGAGGAAUUCGAAGUCAAACAGAUGCGCAUGCUUGACGAGCUCAAUGCGGGUAUCAUGGAAGGCCUCACCUACGACGAAAUCCGUACCAAGCACGCAGACGAAUAUCUUCGCCGACGCCGCGACAAACUCGCUUAUCGCUACCCUGGCCCUGGUGGCGAGGGUUAUCUCGACGUCAUCAACCGCAUUCGCCCCGUCAUCGUGGAGUUGGAGCGCAUGCAAGACCACUGCCUCUUGAUCACGCACCGCUCAGUGGCUAGAGUUCUCUUGGCAUACUUCCAAGGGUUGAACAGGGAGGACGUGGCGGAUCUAGAUUGUCCAUUGGGCAUGCUUUAUCAGCUUGAGCCCAAACCGUACGGUGUCGAGUUCAAGGCGUGGAUGUACAAGCCUGAAAAGGACGACUUUGACUAUCUGCCCAUGUACAAACUGAGGAGGGCAACGACCAAUCCGCAGCUCAACUAG